ACCACAGACAGGGUCAGACAUCACGUGUUUUUAUUUGAUUGUUCUUAAUGGAACAGAAGCACAGAAAUAGGAGAGAAGAGCGGCCAUGGCGACGCGAGGGGGUGAGGCUUCGUAGGAAUCGGAUUUAAGAGACAGAUAAGAGGUCUAUAUAAAGAGAGCAAUAGGAAGAAGGGGACGGUGACGAAGGCGAAAGAAACCAAGAGCUGUUGCUUAUCCGGCAACAUUGGGAUUUCUGAUCGCUUUAGAUUACUUGACUCAAGAUAAUCGCAUGCUACUAACAAAGCCAACUUACAGGAUUGGGAAAGACUAGCUCCCAUUAUGAGCAUUAUGAAGCUUCAGGACUUCAUCACGCCCGCUGAGCCAAAGAAUGGCAUUAGAACUCCAUCCACACUAUCGAAAGCUGAGGAGUUGAGAUGCAUGAUACAAAAGUUGAAGAAUUCAAAAACAACCCAUGCUGAAGAUGUCUCGAGACAACAAUUAACUGACGCAAACAUCGUUGCUUCCACAGAGAGCGAGGACUGUCUUGAUCAUAUUUUUCAGUUAAACAUGGUUUACUUUCUCAAUCAAUGGCUCCAAGAAGCUGCAAAAUCUGGCGACGACGAGGCAGUUAACGAACAAGUGAUAAAUGCAUAUUUACAAUCGCUAGAAAAUAUCCCUCUAUGUCAGGGUAAGUUGAAUUCUUCAGGAAUUAUAGUAACCAUUAAGGAAUUGUUUGGUCAUAAACUUUUUCAGAUCAAACAAAGGUUGGAAGGAUUUUUUGAGAGGUGGAUUGAUAGAAGUUUUGACGGAUGUGCGCCCCAAAUGGCAGUGGGGAAAGAGCGUUGCAGAGUAGAAUUGAGCUGUGAUGAAAACAAUGAAGCGGGAGAAGCCAACUUUCUUAGAUUGGAUGAUAUAGAUGAAGGGAAAGGAUAUGUUCGAUAUGGAUAUGGAGCUCCGGCCGCAAGCACCCUGAAUGAGAAAGAGAAACCUCCUGCUGAUGAUAACAUGGACACAGAAAUGAGUGGAGGGGAAGGCGUCUGGUAUGAGUCAUCGGAGCCAAAUUUGAUGGAGUUCGAAUUACGUCAAAAUUUCAUGGAAGGACUGCAUGAUUUAUCGAGCACAUCAAAUGGAUUGGAGGAGUAUGAAGAUCCAGCACUUGAAAUGGAGGAGUUGGACCAGCAAGUUGGAGUUGAAUGGGAGGUUGUUGAUUACACUGGAAGGGCCUGCAACACUUUCCCAGAGUUAACUUCAGGAGAGUUAUUGAGCUCUGAAAGAUCAGGAAAGGGUAAUUUUUUGUUGGAUCUGAAUAUCUAUCCCGGUUCGAAUGGUCUCGAUUGUGAGUUGAGUCUCCCUCCAUCCAAUCCACUCAAUCCGUAUGCACCUGUAGCAGCUUCUUCAUCAAAUGGACCUUCUGAACUUCAAUUCUUGCCGUUAAACCUGGAAUGCGAACUAAGUUCGAGAAAUUCUGCUGUUCUGCAAGAUUCAGAAGAAAAAGAAAAUUAUGGAGAAAUAAAUUUGAAUUUGGAAAUUGUUCCUCCAUUCAUGAGCACUCCUUCAAGUUCACAUUGGGCGCCGAAUUUGGAUUUGAAUUUGAAGUCUGGACCGAUGGUGAACGGUGGCAAUGAAAAGGGAAGUCUGGUGCGGGCAUUCAUGGCGGAAAGCAGAAAUCUUUUGGGGGAAGAGAGGAAGAAUUUAAAGAGGAAAGAGCCUGAUUCUGGUUGGGACCCUCUUGCUUUUGAUUACAGUCGGCUGAGGCUGAAACUGUAGAAAUCUGCCCUCCCAUUUUUCUACAGUUUUGAUUUGAUUUUUAAUAUU
This is a messenger RNA of Phalaenopsis equestris, 1794 nucleotides long. RefSeq lists its product as uncharacterized. NCBI's taxonomy places the organism in Eukaryota, Viridiplantae, Streptophyta, Magnoliopsida, Asparagales, Orchidaceae. Bases 319 to 1746 code for a protein of 475 amino acids. The transcript has 2 exons. The record is from RefSeq and is a predicted model, not a curated record.